Molecule: messenger RNA, 972 nt
Organism: Cuscuta campestris
Lineage: Eukaryota; Viridiplantae; Streptophyta; Magnoliopsida; Solanales; Convolvulaceae
Source: the annotation of a GenBank genome assembly
UUAACCUUAAUCAGCUAGCUUAAUUAGCUUCCUCCUCAUCCUCAUAACAUUUUUGAAAAAGAACAAAAAAAAAAUUGGUUGAUGGAUAGAGGCAAAGAGUUGGUGGUGGCGAUGGGGUCAUCGUCCGGCGGCGGAGGAGAGAGCGGUCCGGCGACACCAAGCCGCUACGAGUCGCAGAAGCGUCGGGACUGGAACACGUUCGGGCAGUACCUGAGGAACCAGAGGCCGCCGGUGGCGGUGUCGCACUGCAGCAGCAACCACGUCCUCGACUUCCUCCGGUACCUCGACCAGUUCGGGAAGACUAAGGUCCACUCACAAGGCUGCGUGUUUUACGGGCAGCCGGAGCCGCCCGCUCCCUGCACCUGCCCGCUCAAGCAGGCUUGGGGCAGCCUCGACGCCCUCAUCGGCCGCCUCCGUGCCGCCUACGAGGAGAACGGCGGCACCCCGGAGACCAACCCCUUCGCCAGCGGCGCCAUCCGCUUGUACCUCAGGGAAGUGAAGGAUUGUCAGUCAAAGGCGCGUGGGAUUCCGUACAAGAAGAAGAAGAAGAAGGCGGUGAUCUCCGGCAUGGCUCCGCCGGCAAUCUCCGCCGCCGCCGACUUCGAAUCGUCUUCUUCCGCGCCAUUUUCUUGAUAUUAAACGAAGAAGGAAAAGAAAAGCCUCCGUCACACAGUUGCAGCAAUUCAAGGAUCCUGCGAUACAGUAUGUAUGUGAAGAUGCUUGGCUGCCGGAGCUGAUUUGAUGGAAAAAAGAUUAUUUAUAUGCAAUUUAUUUUGUCACUAAAACUUCUCAAUUAAUUUUCCGGCCUUCAAUUCUACUGCGGAAUCAGAUGCCCUAUUGAAGAUCCAUGACCGCUGCCGCCAAUUCACACCCCUUAAAGGGGCGUUACUCAUAGCCGUUCAUCUCUUUUUCAUCACUCUCAGUUCUUGUUUUUAAGCGAAUCAGAGAAGUUAAUGAAGCUUCAGUAUAAGA